ACACAGUCGGUGGGCGUGGCUCCAGGCUUGUGCAACAUACUCCCGCUACGUCACUGCAGUUAUCAAAUGUCAGCUGAAGUUUCUUUAAUUUGCAAGAAGGAUUGUCUCCAGAGGAGCAGGACGCGGAGCACCGUUUGAUUCUUGAAGGAUAAACCAGGUCAGGAGUGUCUCAUAUGGACGCAGUGAUUCGUCGGUGCCCUUUCCUGACUGUCGUGCCCAGCGUCUGCCUGCAGCUGGCUGGGAAGUCAUCGCUCCUCAGCUAUGCCCAAAGAUGCCCCGUGAUGAUGGACCUGGCCUCCAGGGCUCCGGCCAGAGCUCUGUCCUCUUCAGCCUCUGCGUUCAAAGACAGGCCCCCAAAUGACGAUCAGAAGCAUGUGGUCAGGUUGCCUCCAGGCCACGCAACACCACCUGCUGGCCAGGCUGUAGGCACCAAAUGCCCCUUCCUGGCUGCGGAGAUGGUGCAGAACAACAACAGGGUAGUAAGAGAGGCCAGCAUGGAGCUGCAGGAGGACGUCCAGGAGAUGCGCUCUGUCCACACAGGCAAAGCAGGAGCAGAUUUAUCAGUCACGGAUCUUAUUGAGGCAGAGAAGGUGAACAAGAAAGCACCGAAAAAGCUUUUUAAACCUGAAUCUUCCAAAGUGUCUCACCUGCUCAAGGAUCACCUCUCUGGCUCUGUCACCUUCCAGUACGACAGGUUCUUUGAAAAGAAGAUUGAAAGCAAGAAGACAGAUCACACAUACAGGGUUUUUAAGACCGUGAACCGACGUGCCCGUACAUUCCCCAUGGCAGACGACUACUCAGAGUCCUUCCACUCCAAAAGAGACGUGUCUGUGUGGUGCAGCAACGACUACCUCGGCAUGAGCCGUCACCCUAAAGUCACCCAGGCUAUCGCGGAUACCUUACGAAAGCACGGUGCUGGCGCUGGAGGAACGCGGAACAUUUCAGGGACGAGCAAAUUCCAUGUUGAACUUGAAUAUGAGCUGGCUGACCUGCACGAUAAGGAUGCUGCACUGCUGUUCACCUCCUGCUUCGUGGCCAACGACUCCACACUGUUUACUCUGGCAAAGAUGCUACCAGGCUGUGAAAUCUACUCUGACGCUGGUAAUCACGCUUCAAUGAUCCAAGGUAUUAGAAACAGUGGGGUCAAGAAGUUUAUCUUCCGCCACAAUGACGUCAGCCACCUUCAAGAGCUGCUGGAGAAGUCAAACCCUUCCACUCCAAAGAUUGUUGCCUUUGAAACAGUGCAUUCAAUGGAUGGAGCUGUGUGCCCACUGGAAGAGAUGUGUGAUAUUGCCCACAAGUUUGGUGCCAUUACAUUUGUGGAUGAAGUCCACGCCGUGGGCUUGUAUGGGCCCAGAGGAGGAGGCAUCGGAGACAGAGACAGAGUCAUGCACAAGAUGGACAUCAUCUCUGGGACCCUUGGCAAGGCAUUUGGCUGUGUGGGCGGCUACAUCGCCAGCACCAGCGCCCUGGUGGACACAGUGCGCUCCUACGCUGCAGGCUUCAUCUUCACCACUUCGCUGCCCCCCAUGCUGCUGGCAGGGGCGAAGGAGUCCAUCAAGGUCCUGAAAAGUGAGGAAGGCCGGGUGCUCCGGAGGAAACAUCAGAGGAGCGUCAAGCUGCUCCGACAGAUGCUGAUGGACUCGGGCCUGCCUGUGGUUCACUGCCCAAGCCACAUUAUCCCUGUGCGGGUGGCAGAUGCAGAGAAGAACAGUGAGAUCUGUGACAUCAUGAUGUCUCGCUACAAAAUCUACGUCCAGGCAAUCAACUACCCCACGGUGGCUAAAGGAGAGGAGCUGCUGCGUAUCGCCCCCACACCACACCACACGCCCCAGAUGAUGUUCUACUUUGUCGACCGGCUGGUGAAGACGUGGAAGGAGGCGGGUUUGGAGCUGAGGCAGCACUCCUCAGCCGAGUGUGACUUCUGCCAGCAGCCUCUUCACUUUGAGCUGAUGAGCGAGAGGGAGAAAUCCUACUUCACAGGCCUCAGUCACAUAUCAGCAGUAGCCUGAUCUCACAUAAAGACACUAAAUCCUCCUAUUUCAAAAGCUAUUUAUUAUAUUUAAAUAUUUAAUGUAUCAUUGUGAUUAUAAUACACAUUAUAUAUACAAUGUUGUAUGUCACCAGUGAAUGUGUGGGUAAAGUGUUGAAAUAAAUGAAGUGGUGAACCAACGCA
Messenger RNA from Acanthopagrus latus (yellowfin seabream), 2176 nucleotides. Its product is annotated as 5-aminolevulinate synthase, nonspecific, mitochondrial-like. Gene Ontology annotation, molecular function: 5-aminolevulinate synthase activity; pyridoxal phosphate binding. The transcript has 11 exons. Gene Ontology annotation, biological process: heme biosynthetic process; hemoglobin biosynthetic process; erythrocyte development. Gene Ontology annotation, cellular component: mitochondrial matrix; mitochondrion. The coding region runs from base 174 to 2012 and encodes 612 amino acids. The record is from RefSeq and is a predicted model, not a curated record. NCBI's taxonomy places the organism in Eukaryota, Metazoa, Chordata, Actinopteri, Spariformes, Sparidae.